This is a messenger RNA of Acanthochromis polyacanthus (spiny chromis), 15277 nucleotides long. It is a transcript of the gene tecta, whose product is annotated as tectorin alpha. Bases 1605 to 9317 code for a protein of 2570 amino acids. Gene Ontology annotation, biological process: cell-matrix adhesion. The record is from RefSeq and is a predicted model, not a curated record. The transcript is spliced from 29 exons. Gene Ontology annotation, molecular function: protein binding. NCBI's taxonomy places the organism in Eukaryota, Metazoa, Chordata, Actinopteri, Pomacentridae.
CGCGUUCUCAUCGUAAGAGUCAUGCGCUGUCAGGCAACAAGAAAGAAAACUACGAAACCGUGGUUGGAACUAGUGGAGCUGUGAUAACUGUCAAAACCUGUUAAAGCAGCCGACAGGAGACCAGGACACGGUGUAUACGUUAUGUAACAAGAAGUUCACCAAGCUGUGUGAUAACAGUAUGCCGAAGUGUUGCAGUAUAACAUUAAUAUAUUGAUAAAGUAUUGGCAGGUUUAGAUCACAUUAUAGCUACACUGUCUUAUUUAAAUAACACAAACGUCAAAAUUUUACUUAAAAAGCCCAGCAGUAUUUAACAUAUUGGAUUUGAAAUGCAGCAGUUUAGCAAAAUUCACAGGACAUUCAUGUUCAAACCAGCAGCAGAACUUUCUUGUGUCAUACUACUCUAAACUGACAUGUCACUGAGAAAAGACACUAAUUCCUUUCACUAUAUCACAUACACUGGGACGUUAGCUCAGGUGACGCAACAGGAGAUCUAUAAACCCGAUGCAGUGGCUCGGGUUCAACUCCAGCUCACGGCUUUCAGCUGUAGGUUUUCUCCCUACUUUUCCAUCCGUCUCUCUACUUACUUGUCAAAUAAAACUAAUAAAAGGGGGGGCAUUUAUUCACAGCUAUUGGAAUGUAAGUGUAAAGGUGUUCAUUGAAGAGGCAGUUUUUAGUCUGAGAGGGAAUCUGCAGAUGGAACUUAUGGUAGAACAAUUCAGCAAGAUGAUCUUAUUUGGUCUGUUUUUAUUCAUUCUUAUUUUGUUGUUUCACGUCUUGAGUUGUGAGAUCUUGUUUGAAACAGCAGCUAGCUAUAUAGUUCAAGGGUGGGCUCGUUAAGGUUUUGUAGAAUAAAUAUCCUCGUCUAUAUUAUUGUUCUAGGUCUUUAGAAAUAAAAAUACCUUUAAUUUUGUGUUCUAUAAAGUCAGUCCAUUUAAUUUACAAUGCAUUGAUUCUAUAGAAUACAAUGUUGAUUAUAACUUGCAAUGCCCCAGUAAAAUAAAUAAAUCCUGAAUAACGGGGGGAAAAUAGAUGAAGGAUAUCGAUGUUCUGAAGGUUGGAAUGUGAAACCUCUGGUUAGAAUGCGGUCAGAUGGUUUAUAUGAUGUGAUUGUUUUACUUAAAAUCUGUUUAAAAGUAGAACAAGUCAGGUCCGACUGGUUUAUCGCAGUAAGCUUUGAAAACGGUAUUAGAACUUCUCUUGCUGUUUCUGUCUGACCGUCGGACUGAGGCCACAGACUGUCACCAGUUAAUCUGGUGGAGAUCGUCACACUCUACCGCAGCGAAGCGAUAUUUCCACUCCGUGAGGUGGAAGUCCUCAUUAAACCGAGUAUUUUACUGGUAGACUGAACACCCGGGAGUCCAAACGGAGCAAUAACAACAAUGUUAAAGCUGCAACAAGAACAUUUCGGAACAGUUUAUUGACAUCUGUGUGUUUUGAACAGGCAUCAACACAAUCACCUAUGCUAUGUAUUGCUGUUGUAACAGCUGUCUUGCUCACUGAAUAUCACCAGUUGAUCAGAUCACCAGUUAAUCUUGAACACCGGUGACAGUACUGAUUGUUACUAAUGAAGGACCCAGAAUUCCAGGUCAUACAUUUCAAGUUAAAUGACUGGAAACAUGGAGUCGUCCUCUGAUGAGGAGGAGGUUCGCACCUUCAUCGAAGUCAUCAGUGAGAAGUACAAUCCAGAGAAUUUCCCCUACGGCCCGGGAGUCAUGGUUCUGCCCAGCCCUCCAGGAUCCCCCGUCAAAGACCGACUCUUCUUGCCCAACAUACUGGUUCUGAAUCAUUGUGGGAUCAAUAAAGCUGGCGACAGAUCAGACAUUGAGGCUUUCUGUGCUCAUGUGGUGGAGCUGGACCUGUCCCACAAUCAGUUUAAUGACUGGGGAGAGAUAUGCACCAUAGUUUCCAGCAUCCCUCACCUGGACUUCCUCAAUCUGAGCACAAACCCUCUGAGCGGCGUGGAGCUGGAGCCCAGCAUGGCCGAGGUUUUCUCCAGAGUCCGACGGCUCGUCCUCAUCAACACACACGUCAGCUGGGAUACCGUGCACAUGCUCACACAACAUAUGCCAGAGCUAGAGGAGCUUUUCUUGUGCCUGAAUGGCUUCAACACUGUGUCAGAAUCCCAGACGUCCUGUCCGUCACUACGCCUGCUGCAGAUCACAGACAACCAGCUGCAGAAAUGGGUAGAAGUGAGGAAGUUUGGGCUGCUGUACCCGAGUCUGAGUGCCCUGGUGCUGGCCAAUAACAGUGUGGACUCUGUGGGAGACACUCAGGAAACACUGCAGCAUCUGUUUCCCAACCUGCGCAGCAUCAACCUCAACAAUUCAGGGCUUAGUAAAUGGGAUGACAUUGAAAGGCUGAAUUUCUUUCCGAAGCUGGAGGAAGUCAAAGCAAAAGGGAUUCCUUUAUUGCAGUCUUACAGCACCCACGAGAGACGUAGCCUCCUUUUAGCACAGCUGCCGUCUGUAACAGUGCUGAAUGGGAGUGCAGUGUCUGAUGGGGAAAGGGAGGAUGCUGAGAGGUUCUUUAUCAGGUACUACCAAGAGUUUCCAGAACAGGAGCUCCCCGAGAGGUACCACUUCCUUGUAUCCAAGUACGGCCCCCUGGCUCCGCUAGCAGAGGUGGACCUGAGCCCUCGCUGCACCGUGGUGGACGUUCGCUGGGGUGAGAAGGUGGAGGCAGUCAGCCUCCGCCUGGAGCAGACGGUGGGCGACCUCAAGAAACAACUCAAAGCUCUGCUACAGCUGCCCGCCAAUGGGAUCAGGCUUUUCUACAUCGACCGAGAAAUGUGCUCAGUCUUAGGACCUGAGGAGAUGAAGUGCAGCUCCAGAGCGCUUCAUUCCUACAGCAUUCGAGACGGGGAUGAGAUUCUAGUUGUGCCCAAAGCCAAAAGUCGCUGCAGCUCCUCAGAUCUUGUCAACAACAAUGGUGUGGUCUCCUUCAACGUGCAGGUUAGCCAAUUCACACCAGAGGCUUUUCCCCUGAGUGACAGCCGAUCAUUCAUUGCUCCACUUUGGGCAGAUGUCCAUAACGGUAUCCGCGGAGACGUGUACUACCGAGAGUCCACUGAACCGCAAAUCCUGGAAAGGGCGACACAAGAUAUCCGGAAGUACUUCAAAAACAUGCCCCUCUUCACGGCCACCUGGGUCUUUAUUGCAACGUGGCACCAGGUCACCUUCUAUGGAGGAAGCCAGACAACUCCGGUGAACACAUUCCAAAGUGUACUAAUCUCAGAUGGCGUGGCAUUCUUCAGUAUGUUCAACUAUGGAGAAAUCACGUGGAGCACAGGAACAGCCAGCGGUGGAGAUCCUUUAACAGGACUGGGUGGGACCACAGCUCAGUCAGGUUUUAAUGGUGGAGACAUUGGUCACUUCUUCAAUUUGCCAGGGUCACGAUCAAACGACGUUGUGAACAUUGAACAGACAACCAAUGUAAAUAUUCCUGGACGCUGGUUGUUCCGUGUAGACACUGAACUGAUAGAUCCAGCCAACGGCUGCAGCUACAAUGGGCGUUUCUACAGACGAGGGGAAAUCUUCUGGCUGUCUGACCAAUGCUCACAGCGAUGCCGCUGCCUUGACACUGAUAAUAAAGUGCACUGUCAGGAGGCUCCAUGUGGGCAGUUGGAGACCUGCGAGCAGCAGGAAGGAGCCUUUUACUGCCAGCCUACCCGCACCAGCACCUGUGUGGUGUUCGGGGACCCUCAUUACCACACCUUUGAUGGCUUCCUCUAUCACUUCCAAGGUACCUGCUCCUACCUGCUGGCUCGGCCAUGCUGGGAGGUGGCUGGGCUGCCCUUCUUCAGUGUGGAAGCCAAAAAUGAGAACCGAGGGAUGGCCUCAGUGUCCUGGCUGAGAGACGUCACCGUGGAGGUGUAUGGUCACCGAGUGAUGUUACCCAAAGGCAGUUUAGGAACAGUUCAGGUGGAUGGCUUGGUGAAGACCUUACCGGUUCAACUGCAGCUUGGUGCUGUCAGAGUGUACCAGUCUGGUGUUGCUGUUGCUUUAGAAACAGAUUUUGGACUCUUGGUAACCUAUGACGGCCAACACUAUGCAUCGAUCUCCCUGCCCAGCUCCUACUUCAACAACACUUGUGGCCUUUGUGGUAACUACAAUGACGACCCCGCAGAUGAUCCUGUGCUCCCCGAUGGCUCUCUAGCAGAAAGCGUGGUGGAGCUGGGAGGCAGUUGGCGAGCCGAGGACACCGACUGGAGGUGCACAGAUGGCUGCGCUCAGAACUGCAGUAUAUGCGAUCCACUUAUAGAAGCUUUCUACUUUCGCCCAGACUACUGCGGGCUCAUCAACAAAACUGAUGGACCUUUUCGGGACUGCAGAGCCGUGGUUGACCCCACAGCAUUUGUGUAUAGCUGUGUGUAUGACAUGUGCAGCAACAGGGAUAACAUCACCACGCUAUGCCAGGCAAUCCAGGCCUAUGCUCUGGCUUGUCAAGCUCUUGGUGUCACAAUACGACCCUGGAGAUCUCGCACCUUCUGUGGUGAGAUUCAGGGCAUCACAUUGUCGUGUCCAGAGUUCAGCAGUUACCAGGUGUGCACAAGUGCCUGCCCAGCCUCCUGCUCAGACCUCACAGCUCCUCUGUACUGUGCUCAUCCCUGCACUGAGGGCUGCCAGUGUGACCCCGGUUAUGUCCUCAGUGGCAGUCACUGUGUGCAGCGCAACGACUGUGGCUGUGAGCAUAAUGGCCUCUACUACCCCCUUAAUGGCACUUUCUGGGCUGGCCCCAGUGGUGAAGAAGGCGAAUGCACCCUCCACUGCACCUGUGGGCUUUUUGGGGAAGUCUCCUGUUUCAAUGAGUCCUGUAAGGAGGGAGAGGUGUGUGUGGCAGAGGUGGGCUUGCUGGGGUGCUACCCUCGGAGGGAGGGAGUGUGCUCAGUCACCCAGAACUCAGUGACAUCCUCCUUUGAUGGCACCUUCCUGCUUUUCCCGGAUGACAGCUCUUACUACCUGCUGAAGUUGUGCGGCCCGGUGCCAGCUAAUGGCUCAAUGGUGGAGGUGAAAAUUGGCAGGCGGCUGGUGAACAAAGGCCCCGCUUGGAAAAGGCCUGUGGUGGUUACGGUGGCUAACAUGGAGGCACAGAUGGGAGGGUUAGAUUUUGAUAUAGUGAAGGUGAAUGGUGAACUGGUGGCACUCCCGUAUGUCCAUCCAAUGGAGACAAUGAUGAUCUACAGAGCACCAGGCAAUGCUACAGUGGUGGAAUCCCGUGGUUUGAUUCGUGUCCACUACACUCGUCAGGGAUUCCUCAACAUCUCCCUUUCCACCAUCUUCUACAAUGUCACUUGCGGUCUAUGUGGCGUCUUCAACAGCAAUGCCACUGAUGACCUUCGCCUACCCAGUGGACGCCUGGCAGAAUCUACAGAACAGUUCACUGAGAGCUGGCGGUCCCUUGCUGAUGAUCUCACCUGCAACGGAGACUGUGACGACUUGUAUCGCAUGUGCACAGAUUUACGUCUUUACCAGAGUCCUUGGAUGUGUGGCAACAUCAACGAUCCGGGGAAUAGUUCCUUCCUGGCAUGUCAUGCAGUGGUGAACCCAUCCCCGUUCUUCAGGAACUGCUUGUAUAACAUGUGCGUGAAGGAAGGAAACCGUUCUGCCCUGUGUACUUCACUACAGGGUUAUGCCACUGCUUGUCAGGAUGCUCAAGUAGGCCUCGCUUCCUGGAGGAGUGCCACCAACUGCCCUCUUCCCUGCCCAGUCAACAGCCACUUUGAUGAAUGCACCAGCGCCUGCCCCGUGACCUGCUCCAACCUGGAUGAACCGGAGGAACCUUGUCCACUGCCAUGUCAGGAGGGCUGCCAGUGCGAAGACAGCUUUGCGCUGCGCGACGGACUGUGUGUGGCUCGCAGCGACUGUGGCUGCAUGAGUCACGGCCACCAGCUGGCCACCAAUCAGACUUUCUGGACCGAUUGGGAGUGCCAGGAGCGCUGCUACUGCAACGGCUCCGACAACAGUGUAUACUGUCAGCUAGCGCCCUGUCAUCCCGAGGAGUACUGCCAGGAGAGCGAUGGCCUGUACUUCUGCCAGCCGCGCACUGAGGCUCUGUGUGUGGCUGCCGGUUAUGGACAUUUCCUGCCCUUUGGUGGCGUACCGUUUGAAAUGCAGAGCUCUUGUACUCUCAGGUUGGCCACCACCAGCUGUGGGAGGGAGAUCAGGGAUUAUGCAAGUGGAACUUUUCCUCAGUUUAAACUGGCCGCUCGUAAUGAGGAAAGAGACACAGGCCAGGCGAUUUGGGUGAGGGGCUUCGUACUGGAGGUCUAUGAGUAUGAAAUUGAGGUGUCUCGAAGCUACAAAAACACUGUCACUGUGAAUAAGGAGCGUCUGUACCUUCCUCUGAAGCUCGGCCCAGGAAAGGUCAACAUCUUCACCUUAGGAAUGCAGCUCAUUCUGGAGACAGACUUUGGCCUGAAGGUAGCCUUUGACUGGAACACUCUCCUCCUGUUGACUUUACCCCGCGACCUCUACAACACCUCCUGCGGCCUCUGCCAGGGCAUGCCCUUAUCCCCACCCACCCUCACCACCACUGACUGGGGCAUGUCCUGGGCAGAGAGGGACACCUUCUGCCAGGUGGGCUGCGGGGAUUCGUGCCCACGGUGUGGCCUGGGGGAGAAAAGCGGCCUGAGUGAGGCCCCUCUAAUGGUGGCCGAUGCCAACAUGAACAUUGGCACCGACAAUGGGGCAGAAGUCAACACGGGCAUACGCUUCCACAUUGGAGACGGAUUGUAUGUGUUUGUGGAGCCUGAGGCAGUGAGGCUGUGUGGGCUGAUUGUGGAUCGAGGAGGUGUGUUUGCUCGUUGUCACAGCAAGGUGGCGCCAGCGUUCUUUUACCAAAGCUGCCUGCAGGACACCUGUUUGGACCAGGGAGCUCAGGAUACAAUCUGUAACUGGCUGCAGAUCUACGCCAGCACCUGUCAGACCCAAGGAGUGCCUGUUACCGGCUGGAGGAGUGACUCGCCCUGUGUCCAGAGCUGUCCACCGAACAGCCAUUACUCCAGUUGCAUGCCAGUGUGCCCGCCCCAGUGCGCCCCUGCCCGCGGUCAGAGGGACUGCAGCCAGGAGUGUGUGGAGGGCUGCCAAUGUGACCAAGGCUACGUCCUCAACGGAAAGAGCUGCAUCCUGCCGCAGAACUGUGGAUGCUACACUGACGGCAAGUACUACGAGCCAAAGCAGCUAUUUUGGAACAGCGACUGCACCAAACGCUGCCAGUGCAUCGGACGUAACCUGAUUCAGUGCGACCCAAGGCGCUGUAAGGCCGAGGAGGAGUGUACUCUGCGGUAUGGAGUCCGAGGCUGCUUCGCUCGACGCUCCCAGCACUGCGUGGCAUCGGGUGGAGGCGUCUUCAGGACGUUUGAUGGAGCAUCGCUGAGGCUGCCGGCCUCCUGCUCCUUCGUCUUAUCCACAAACUGUCACAAGCUGCCCGACCUCUCCUUCCAGCUCAUCGCUAACUUCGAUAAAUGGAGCACACCCAACCUCACCACCAUCUCUCAUGUCUACCUUUACAUAAAUGAGGAAAAUAUUCUCAUCUCUGGCAGUACCGUCAAGGUCAAUGGAACGCCAGUAUCAGUGCCGUUUCUAACCGGGCUGAUGACACGUCUGUCCACAUCUGAAGGUUUUAUUGUCAUCGACACGCCACAGGACAUCCAGGUUCGCUACAAUCGCUUUAACACCCUCAGCAUCACAAUGGGCCAGCGGCUGCAGAACAAGGUGUGUGGCCUUUGUGGGAAUUUCAACGGAGACCCCAGUGAUGACUACAUCACCUCCAGGGGCAAACCCGCUGUCAGUGCCCUGGAGCUGGCCCAGAGCUGGAAGACCAACGGUAUGCAGAACAGCUGUGACGAGACCCAGUAUGUGGCUUUGGCCCAGUCUUGCGACAACACUGCCAUCCUGGCUCUGCAGGGUGAAGACGCCUGCCAGAAGCUGACCCAGCUAAAGGGUUUCUUCCAGCCCUGUCAUGGUCUGCUGGAUCCCAGGCCUUUCUUCCAGUCCUGCUACCUGGACGGCUGCUAUAACCAUCGGAAGGCUCAGGUCUGUGGCUCGCUGGCAGCUUACGCAGAGGCCUGCCGGUCAAUGGGAACCCUCACCACCAAGUGGAUCGCCCAGGAGAACUGCUCAGAAUGGAUCUACGACCCCUGUGCAGGAGAGAUCUGCACAAACUUCACCUGUGAACUGGAGAAUGGAGGCGACCUGUGUGGCUGUCCUGAGUUGCCCACCAGCACCGGAGGUGAUGAUGACAUCAUCCAAGCGGAGGUGACCUGUAAACAUGCUUUGAUGGAGGUAUCUAUCUCCAAGUGUAAACUCUUCCAACUUGGCUUCGAACGAGAAGAUGUCCGGGUCAACGAUGAGCGCUGCGCUGGCAUCGAGGGAGAGGACUUCAUCUCCUUCCACAUCAACAACACCAAGGGACACUGUGGCUCCAUCGUACAGUCCAAUGGCACACACAUCAUGUAUAAGAACACUGUGUGGAUAGAAAGCGUGAACAACACCGGCAACGUCAUUACCAGAGACAAAACCAUCAACGUGGAGUUUUCCUGCGCAUACGAGCUGGACCUGAAGAUUUCUUUGGAGACUGUCCUGAAACCCAUGCUCAGUGUGAUAAACCUCACCUUACCGACCCAGGAAGGAAACUUCAUUACCAAGAUGGCGCUGUAUAAAAACUCCUCUUACCGCCACCCAUACAGGGAGGGUGAGGUGGUGCUCAGCACUCGGGACAUCCUCUUUGUGGGUGUCUUUGUGGAAGGAGCCGAUGAAAAUCAGCUCAUCCUCAUUGUAAAUAUGUGCUGGGCCACGCCUUCGCGCUACAGCAGCGACCGACUCCGAUAUAUCAUCAUAGAGAGAGGGUGCCCAAACAUUAAGGACAACACCAUCGGCAUGGCAGAGAAUGGCGUUUCGCUCACCUGUCGCUUCCAUGUCACCGUCUUCAAGUUUAUUGGGGAUUACGAUGAGGUCCACCUGCACUGUGACGUCUCGCUGUGUGACUCGGAAACAAAUGCCUGCAAAGUGAACUGUCCACACAAGAGGAGAAUGUACUCGGAGGACAGUGACCAUAAAGAACACAUACUGUCUGUGGGUCCUAUAAGAAGGAGAGAGUCUGACUGGUGUGAGGACAACAAUGGAGGCUGUGAACAAAUCUGCACCAGUAAAGGAACUGGUCCCAUCUGCAGCUGUGUGACUGGGAUGCUGCAACGAGACGGAAAAAGCUGCCGGACUGUGAGCUUGAGCUGCAGUCUCACUCCUGUGAUUCCUCUGCUGAGUGUCAGCGCUGUGAUCUCCAUGCUUCUGGCUCAGAUUCAUAUUUUCGUCCUCUCCUAACAUCCUACAAGCUAAAGGAACGCAGCAGGCGCCAAAAGAAAAAAAUCAGGCACAGAAAAGACUUGAAGAUGCACAAAGUAUGGCAUUGAUUAGCCAGUAGAUCAGCUGUGUUCCAGUCAGAAAAUUGACACAAUUCUCUGUACAUUAAAUAACUGUUGGACCCAGUUUACAGCUGAAGGUAAGUCAGCUUUCUAGACAUGAGGAAGGUCGGCUGCGUUUCACCACUUUGUGUUGUUUUUCACCUCCAAUAUCUACAUUCAUAUGGGCAACUCACUGUGUAUUACCACUCGUUUAAAGCUACUAUUUAUAGAAUUUCUUGCACAAUUGUGACAUUUUCCAAAAGAUUUUGGUGGGCUUUAUAAGCAGAAAAUGGCUGUCUUACUGAUUCCACCAGUAGAUGGUGCCACACUAAAGGUAAAACCACUAAUAUUUAUUGUCAAGUCAUUUUAAUUAGAAAAAUUAGGGUUGCAAUGUGUGAAUACUAACAUCCAGUAUUAAUUUACACCUUCUGCUCCCAAUGACUGUUCAGUUAUGGAUUGAUCAAUAUGCUAAAAUUAGGACUGGAAUCUUACAAAAGGUCUUCAGAAUUCAUAGAAAGCUAAUCUUCAUCUUUCUUCAUAAGUAGUUUCAUAAUCAAUUUCUCCAUUGAAAGAUGUUUUUUUUGUUUUGCUUUUAUUAAUUUAAUAUUAACUUAAUAUGCUUAAUAUGAUACUGAAGUUUAAAAGUUUUGAUGUUUUACUGGUAGUUGGGUGAAGCAAAGACGUUAUGCUGAGCUUUCGGAAACUCAUUUUGAAAAAAAUUGUGAUUUUUCACCAUAUCUGUGUGGAUUGAGUCGUCCAGGUCAUAAUAAUCAGAGGUGCUGCGCUUAAAUAAAUGACAACUGGACUUCUUUUUGGUUCUUGAAUAUGUUUCACCUUCAUCUAAGAGGCUUUAUCAAUUAUACUUGGCUGGUAGGGAGUCACAUAUAUUUAUUUCAGGACAAGUGUGGGUUAGUACUUACGAGACAUUGUUAACAACCUAGAAUUCAUCUGCAUCAAAGCUACCCUAAGAUGUGAGUGGUGAUAAUUCUGCUUGGGGAAGGAUGUCAGUAAGUAACCAGUAACUCUUGCUGUAGACCACCAUUCCUGUUUGAAAUGGAUGUUCCAGUCAAACAUGGAUGACUUCCUUCAUUCCUCUUUCAAAUUAUUUGUCUUCUCUGUCCAGAUUGUGGACACUGCUGUCCUCAAAGGAGUGUCAUUUAUCCUUCAUAUUCCUAAGUCUUGUCUUAAGGAGCUGGAUCUCCUAUGUUAUAGUGAUUGUUUAGUCUCUCCUGUAGUAGGACUGCAUAUACAGUUUUUGGAGUGAUUGCAUUUGGACAAAAUCUACAUCUACAUUUCUCCAAUGACUCUGUCAAUACGCAGGAUAAUUUUUCGUUCGAUGCUGUGUUGUUUGCUCUUUGCUGACUUAGUUAAUAUGCUGUAAGUGUUUUCUUAAAUGCCUUUUUCUUUUGCCUCUGCUUUGUUGGCUACAUUCUCAGCCUGGCGCUAUAAGGUUCUGAUAAACUCCAGCUUAUGUAUGUUGGGGAACCCAAACAGCAGCUAUUGGUUUGUGUGAAGGUUUCUGGUAAACCUUAAUGUUCAGGCUUCCGGGAACCAGAAACAAGACCAGUUGUCUAUUUAUCCACUUGGAAAGGGAUUUUUAUUUUUUUUGCCAUUUUUUGAGGCUUCACAAACCAAACAGUUGAUUGAUUGAGGAAAAGAUUAAUUGAUGAUGAAAAUAAUGAUUAAAUGCAGCAGACCUUUAUGCAUAAAUGACCUCUGUAGCAUUAAUAUGAACAUUAAGAAUAUUCAGUUAAUUUCUAUGGAAGUCUCAUAGCUCAUUUUAUCUGCCCACGAUGCAAAACUCUUUCUACCUUGACAUGAUAUGGUUGCAUGAUAAUCCAUGUACUGGUACUGCAUAAUUCUGAUUGGCCACUGCAUUGCACAUAAUGGUCCUUUGAGAGUCUGAUGCUUUUUGAAUGCUCCUUAUCUUUCUUUUGCAGAGGAAAGGCUUGUAUGUAAUGUUUUGACAGUCAGUGUGAGAAAGCAGAAAGUGGUGACGUUACCGUAUGUGACAUUUGCACAUGAUUUUUCUAAAGAAAAUAGCAAAACUGAACAGGUUGCAUUGACACCUCACAGAUAUCCAGUUAUAAAUCGUGCUCUAACACCUUCAGAUGCGUGUCAGAUGGCGCAACAUGUGUUUUUCUUUCUCCAGAUAAGAAACCCAAAUACAGAUCGAAUGUUGAUACUAUGCUAAUACAGGCUCUAACAGUGUGUAGACACACAGUGGAUAUCAGAAGUCUACACAUCCCUGUUCAAAUGCCAGGUUUUUAUGAUGUAAAAAAAAAUGAUUCCAAGAUAAAUAAUUUCACAACUUUUUCUACCUUUAAUGUGAUCUAUAACCUGUACAACGCAAUUGAAAAACAAACUGAAACCUUUGAAGGGGAAAAAUAAAAACCUUAAAAUAGCCUGGGUGCACACCCUUAAAGCUGCUGUCCGGAGUUUCCGUUUGUUUUCAAUUUAUGUAUCAUUUUUUAACAAAGCUUAAAUGUGUUAGUCUAGUUCGAUACUAUAAUAUAAAGUUAGUAUAACGCGAUAUGAAAAUUUAUUCCUGAGCUCCGCCUUCCUCUCAUAGACCCCCAUGUUAUUCCAAAAAGCGCCGGUUGCUGCCGACCAAUCAAGUUCGAGCUUCAGCUUUGUCAUGCUGUCAAUCAACGGUUACGCGCACAGCAAGCAAGCCCAUGCAGAGGUGGGCGAGCUACGGACUAUGCAACCGCGCGCACAUUUGUUUUGCUUGUGGAGGAGAGAGCAUCAAGGCUCAGCAACUUCCAGAAAAGUUACCAAUCCCACGGCUUGUCAGGCCAAGAGACUGCAGGACGUUUUUUGGCUCGGGGUGCUCGCGUCGCUCCCCGACCACGGCCUCCAUAGCCCGCCUGACGGCUUCGUUUAGAUACCGUGGUUGGGGUGCUCGCCUCGCUCCCCGACCACGGCCUCCAUAGCCCGCCUGACGGCUUCGUUUAGAUGCCCGACCUCUGGAGGAAGAUGUUGGGGCGUCUGGGACAUACUCUUCGUCAGAGGAGUCAUGCAAUUCUGAACUCUAGAUAGAAAUAAAUAAACAAUAUAACACAUAUACACGCGUAAAUGCACUAAGUUUGAUAAACAACGUCAUCAAGAGGGAUACACGAGUGUAAUCACAUAUUGAAACUUUACUAGUUCGUCCUCGCAGAUUCAUGUUAUUUUGGUAUUAGGACAAGUUAGACUCAAUACAGCAUUCUAACGUAAUUCCUUUAUUAUUUACUAAAUGUACUAAAUGUAGAAGAGGGGAAAACAGCAAAACAGGCGAGAUGCUGCAGCACUCCGGGCACUUCUCUCAUGUACUGCGCGCGUGCACAAAUAAAGGGGCGAAAUCAGAGGGAGGGAGGGUGGGACCACCAGUGUUUUGGGAGACGCUGCGAUUCAAACUCCGGACAGCAGCUUUAAACUAGUACUUUGUUGCAGCACCUUUGACUUUUUUUUACAGCACUCAGUCUUUUUGGGUAGGAGUCUAUCAGCGUGGCACAUCUUGAUGUGAGAAUAUUUGCCCACUCAUCUUUGUAAAACCGUUCCAAAUCUGACAGACUGCGAGGGCAUCUCCUGUGCACAGCCCUCUUCAGAUCACCCCACAGAUGUUUGAUCGGAUUCAGGUCUGGACUCUGGCUGAGCCAUUCCAAAACCUCAGUCUUAUCCUGGUGAAGCCAUUCUUUUGUUCAUUUGGAUGUGUGCUUUGGGUCAUUGUCAUGCUGAAAGAUGGAAGUUCCUCUUCAUCUUCAGCAUUCUAACAGAAGCCCAAAGGUUUCGUGCCAACACUGACUGGUAUUUGGAACUGUUCAUAAUUCCCUCCACCAUGACUAAGACCCCAGUUCCAGCUGAAGAAAAACAGCCCCAAAGCAUGAUGCUGCCACCACCAUGCUUCACUGUAGGCAUGGUGUUCUUGUGGUGAUGAGCAGUGUUGUUUUGCCCCAAAUAUACCUUUUGGAAUCAUGGCCAUAAAUUUCAACCUUGGUGUCAUCGGACCAUAAAACAUUUUCCUACAUGUGUUUGGGAGAGUUCAGAUGUGUUUUUGUGAAAUGAAGCUGGCUUGGAUGUUUUUCUUGAUAAGAUAAGGCUUCCGUGUUGCCACCCUGCCCCAUAGCCCAGAUAUAUGAAGAAGACCGGAGAUUGUUGCCACAUGUAUUAUACAGCCAGUACUUAACAGAAAUUCCUGUAGCUCCUUAAAUGUUGCUGUUGACCUCUUGACAGCCUCCCUGACCAGUUUUCUUCUCGUCUUAUCAUCAAUUUUGGACAGACGUUCUGUUCUUGGUAAUGUCACUGUUGUGCCACAUUUUCUCCACUUGAUGAUGACUGUCUUCACUGUGUUCCAUGGUAUAUUUAAUUCCUUGGUAAUUCUUUUGUACCCUUCACCUGACUGAUAUCUGUGAACAAUGACAUCCCUCUGAUGCUUUGGAAGCCCAUGGCUUGUGCUGGAAGAUGUGGCUACAAAAAUGUCACGAAACACAGGGGGUGCUGGAGCCUAUCCCAGCUGACUCGGGCGAAGGCAGGGGACACCCUGGACAGGUCGCCAGUCUGUCGCAGGGCUACAUAUACAGACAAACAAUCACACUCACAUUCACACCUGCGGGCAAUUUACAGUCAUCACUUAACCUCAGCAUAUUUUUGGAUUGUGGGAGGAAGCCGGAGUACCCGGAGAAAACCCACGCAUGCACAGGGAGAACAUGCAAACUCCAUGCAGAAAGAUCCCAGGCCCAGGCUGGGAUUUGAACCAGGCAUCUUCUCGCUGCAAGGCGAAAGUGCUAACCACUACACCACUGUGCAGCCCCCUACUAGAACAGCUAAACUUUAUUUGAGGUUAAUCACAGGCACUUUAAAUGGUGACAGGUGUGUGCUGACUCCAAUUUAACAUUAGUUUGAAUGUAAUUGGUUAAAUCUGAACACAGUCACAUUCCCUGUUAUAAGAGGGUGUGCACGCUUGUGCAACCUCAUUUUCUCAGUUAUUUUUACUUCACCUCCCUGAAAGGUUUCAGUUUGUUUUUCAAUUGUGUUGUACAGGUUAUAGGUCACAUGAAAGACGGAAAAAAUUUUGAAAUCAUUAAUCUUGGUGUCAUAUUUUUUUUACAUCACAAAAACCUGGCAUUUGAACAGGAGUGUGUAGACUUUUCAUAUCCACUGUACAACCUCCUUUCUGCCUGUUGCACAUUAGAUCUACUGGCUAACUUUCACUGGUGCAGCGCUGAUAUGUUAACUUCAUAUUUGACGUCCAGUCCAACUACAGCAUUCAUCAUUCUAAACCACAAAAUCAGUUUAAAAACAGGUGGGUGGAUUAUGUUAAGGGAGAAAACUGUCUGUGAAAAGGGAAAUCAGGAGUGGAGUUAAUGGAUGCAGUAUUUAUGUGUGAGGAGGGCAUCUUCAGAAAUGAAUAUUAUAUUUUUAGAUGUCAUACAGUAGCACCCAGGAUAUGUUGUGGCUCUAAAUAUGCCAUUAAAAUACUUCAUUUCACUCAUUAGUAUCCUAAUCGGUUAUGGUCUUCUCAUGUCAUUGCAUAUAUUUCUAACACCCCUUCCUUUAAUACUCUCUCUUGAGUGUGGCUGACAGCCAGUCACUUUCAAUUUGGUACCUUAAGCGUCGUAAAUGUCACCACGUAUCAUAUGUAAGCCUUCAACAACCUUACCGAAGCUGGUUGAAAUUUUGGCUUAGUUUUACAAUUAGUGGCAGUUUUUCAUAGGUAGUCUUGUUUCGCUACCUUCUGUGUACAAAUGUACAGUCCUUUUCAGUUUGGUGGUUUAUGUCAUGACUUUUUUUAAAUAAUCAGUAUCAAGUUUUUGAUGUUUAAAACAUGACCAAAAGAUGUUGUAUUCUUUGAGAGCAGCACCACCCCUCCAGAAAUAAAUGAAGAAGUUCUCAAAGCCA